GACUUGGUAGUAAGUUCUCUUGUCCAUUUUUUAACUGGCGCUUAGAUCUUUGUUUUACAACAAUGAACAGAUCUAUCAUAUAGAGCUUCACAUUACAAGCAAGCAACAAGUUAACACUCUUCCUGUUUUGGUGUUUUGCACUGAGUGUAUACAAAAUGAGACCAUGGGAUGUUCUCUCUUCUUUCAUUCUUCUUGUCACAUUCCUUCUUACUUCCGUCAACUGUGAAGACCCAUAUAGGUUCAUCACUUGGAAGGUCACUUAUGGUGACAUCUACCCUCUUGGUGUUAAGCAACAGGGGAUCUUGAUUAAUGGGCAGUUCCCGGGUCCUCAAAUAGACGCCGUUACAAAUGACAACUUGAUUAUCAGUGUUUACAACUACCUUAGAGAACCAUUCCUCAUUUCAUGGAAUGGCAUACAGCAUAGGGGUAACUCAUGGCAAGAUGGAGUCUUUGGCACGAGCUGUCCAAUCCCACCGGGGAAGAACUUCACUUAUGCUCUCCGGGUGAAAGACCAGAUUGGUAGCUUUUUCUACUUCCCAUCUCUUGGAAUGCAUAAAGCUGCUGGAGGAUUUGGUGGCAUCAGAAUUUGGAGCCGCCCUCUCAUUCCUGUCCCUUUCCCUCCUCCUGCAGGGGACUUUACCAUACUGGCCGGAGAUUGGUUCAAGAUAGACCACCAUAGACUAAGACGAGUACUAGAGAAUGGUCAUAAUCUCCCCUUCCCUGAUGGGCUUCUUAUCAAUGGACGGGGUUGGAAUGGAAACACAUUCACUGUUGAUCAAGGUAAGACUUAUAGAUUCAGGAUAUCAAAUGUGGGGCUCACAACAUCCAUCAACUUCAGGAUCCAAGGGCACAACUUGAAACUUGUGGAGGUAGAAGGAUCUCAUACCCUCCAAAACAGCUAUUCAAACCUUGACAUCCAUCUGGGACAGUCCUAUUCUGUGCUGGUCACAGCUGAUCAGCCUGUCAAGGAUUACUAUGUAGUUGUCUCGACAAGGUUUACCAGACAGAUACUCACAACAACUGCCGUUCUUCAUUACAGCAAUUCACGCACGGGGGUUUCUGGUCCUGUUCCUCCAGGGCCUACCCUUGGUAUCACUUCGUCUAUAUAUCAGGCCAGAACUAUCCGCUGGAACCUGACAGCAAGUGGACCAAGACCAAACCCUCAGGGAUCUUACCACUAUGGAUUGAUCAAUCCCACUCGAACCAUCAUGCUUGCAAACUCUGCACCUUAUAUCAAUGGCAAGCAGAGGUAUGCUGUCAACAGUGUCUCAUAUUUAGCACCAGAUACCCCAUUGAAACUUGCUGACUACUUCAACAUCCCUGGAGUUUUCUAUGUUGGAAGCAUUCCUACCAACCCCACCGGAGGCAAUGGCUACCUCCAAACUUCUGUCAUGGGGGCUAAUUUCCAUGAAUUUGUCGAGAUUGUGUUCCAAAAUUGGGAGGAUUCUGUGCAGUCAUGGCAUAUUGACGGCUAUUCCUUCUUCGUUGUAGGGUUCGGUAGCGGGCAGUGGACAACUGAAAGUAGAGCACGCUACAAUCUUAGAGACACUAUUGCUAGAUGCACCACUCAGGUUUACCCGAAAUCAUGGACUGCAAUAUACAUGGCUUUGGACAAUGUGGGAAUGUGGAACAUAAGGUCUGAGAACUGGGCAAGGCAGUACUUGGGACAGCAAUUUUAUCUGAGGGUAUAUACAUCUUCCAAGUCAUGGAGAGACGAAAAUCCUGUCCCAAAGAAUGCUCUUCUAUGUGGCAGGGCAAGUGGUCGUCGCACAAGGCCUUUCUAA
Gastrolobium bilobum is the source of this 1784-nucleotide messenger RNA. RefSeq names its product L-ascorbate oxidase homolog. Lineage: Eukaryota; Viridiplantae; Streptophyta; Magnoliopsida; Fabales; Fabaceae. The transcript is spliced from 8 exons. Bases 156 to 1784 code for a protein of 542 amino acids. The record is from RefSeq and is a predicted model, not a curated record. Gene Ontology annotation, molecular function: copper ion binding; oxidoreductase activity.